AUGUGGAGGCGUCCGAGUCACUCCGUGCUGCGUGGGGUCCGGUCGGUGGUGGAGCAGCGCAGCCGGCCCGAGGCGUCGACUGAGCAGGCGGCGCGCGCCAUGGAGCGGGCGGUGGUGCGUUGCGUGCCCUCGGAGCGCAAGCUCAGCCUGUCGUUCGCGCUGGCCGACGGCAGCCACAAAAAAAUGCAGCGCGACCAGAGCGAGCCCCUGGGCCGGGUCCUCAGCCGGAUCGCUACCAACGCCCUGAAGGGCCACGCCGCUAAGGUGGCGGCUGCCAAGAAGAACCGGAAGAGCCGAGCGCAGUCUGGCGGCGGCGCGGCCUGCGCUCCGGAACCGGCAGCGGCCUGCGAGCCGGUGGUGAAGCUGUACUACCGCGAAGAGGCCGUGGCGGACGACGUGCUCAAUGUGGACGCCUGGCAGGACGGCGCGGUGCUGCAGAUCGGCGACAUCAAGUACAAGGUGGAACGCAACCCGCCCGCCUUCACCGAGCUGCAGUUGCCGCGCUUCUUCAUGGCCGGCUUCCCGGUGUGCCCCAAACUCAGCCUGGAAUUCGGGGAUUCUGCCAACUCUGUGUUCCGCUGGUACAAGGAGGUCCAGCCCGGUGCGGCCGAGCCCGGGGACGGCGGCCUCGAGUCGUCGUCCCGCCCCGGGCCGUCUUCGGCUUGGACCGAGACAGGUGUGGCCGAGCGCGUGUACACCCCGUGCAACGCGGACAUCGGGCUGCGGCUCAAGCUUCACUGCACGCCGGGCAAUGGGCAGCGCUUCGGGCCCAGCCGCGAGCUGGAGAGCGUGUGUCCCGUGGAGGCCGGGCCCGGCACCUGCACGUUUGACCAUCGGCAUCUGUACACCAAGAAGGUGACGGAGGACUCCAUCAUCCGGACCGUCUCCUACAACAUCCUAGCAGACACGUGCGCCCAGACCGAGUUCUCCCGGACCGUCCUCUACCCGUACUGUGCGCCCUACGCUCUGGAGAUUGACUACCGCCAGAACCUCAUCCAGAAGGAGCUCACCGGCUACAACGCAGACCUCAUCUGUUUGCAGGAGGUGGACCGCGCCGUGUUCACCGACAGCUUGGUACCGGCCCUGGAGGCCUUCGGCCUGGAGGGCGUGUUCCGGAUCAAACAGCACGAAGGCCUGGCCACUUUCUACCGGAAGUCCAAGUUCAACCUCCUUAGCCAACACGACAUUUCAUUCCGGGAAGCCUUGGCGUCGGACCCGCUGCACAAGGACCUACUAGAGAAAUUGGCUUUGAACCCUCUAGCACUGGGUAAAGUACUCCAGAGAGCGUCUGUCCUUCAGAUUUCAGUUCUUCAGUCUACAAAGGACUCUUCUAAAAAGAUAUGUGUCGCUAAUACCCAUCUCUACUGGCAUCCAAAAGGUGGACACAUUCGUCUCGUUCAAAUGGCAGUAGCCUUGGCUCACAUUAGACAUGUUUCAUGUGAGCUGUAUCCUGGCUUACCAGUUCUAUUUUGUGGAGACUUUAAUAGUACACCGUCUACAGGAGUGUAUCAUUUUGUCACCAAUGGCAGCAUUCCAGAGGAUCAUGAAGACUGGGCUUCCAACGGGGAAAAGGAAAGAUGCAGUAUGUCUCUCUCACACCUUUUCAAACUGAAAAGUGCUUGUGGGGAACCUGCUUACACCAAUUAUGUUGGUUGUUUUCACGGAUGCCUAGAUUACAUUUUUAUUGACUUAAAUGCGUUAGAGGUUGAACAGGUGAUUCCGUUACCUAGUCAUGAAGAAGUUACCACCCAUCAGGCCUUACCUAGUGUUUCUCAUCCUUCUGAUCACAUAGCACUGGUUUGUGAUUUAAAAUGGAAGUAAGUUUUGCUGCAUUGAGUGAAAAGGAA
This is a messenger RNA of Myodes glareolus (Bank vole), 1847 nucleotides long. The record is from RefSeq and is a predicted model, not a curated record. NCBI's taxonomy places the organism in Eukaryota, Metazoa, Chordata, Mammalia, Rodentia, Cricetidae.